This is a messenger RNA of Ostrinia furnacalis (Asian corn borer), 2409 nucleotides long. RefSeq names its product mucin-2. Lineage: Eukaryota; Metazoa; Arthropoda; Insecta; Lepidoptera; Crambidae. The coding region runs from base 290 to 1795 and encodes 501 amino acids. The transcript is spliced from 3 exons. The record is from RefSeq and is a predicted model, not a curated record.
UUACACUCAAUAAUUGCUUUAAAUAAAAAUAAGUGCCUCAAUUUGUCAGUGCUAUUGUAGCAGUACAACUCAUUAUAUUGUGACCCACUUAACAGUUCACUGCGCGCGAAAAUUGUUAAUUUUGGAUGUAUGUUUCAUGUCAUCUGUAAUGAAUUUGGAUGAUUCAAUCUGAUUGAGUGAACCGGUGAGCCUCUGGCCAGCCAGGCGUGGGUCGUCACUACUGGUUAAGGAAGGACAGGAUUGACCGUCCGGAGCCGUUUACACCGCAAACCAGCUUCGCUCGGCAAGCAUGAAGCACGCUGCGCCCGCGCUCGUCGUUAUAACACUGUUACAACUAUGCCGAGCAGAAAUAUCGGAGAUUGUACCAGGGACCUGGUUUUCGGCAAAUGCAAUCAACGAUGGAUACUCGCCGAAACCGAUAUCAGAGAUAUUCUCCACUGAACCUCCAUUCUCGCCGACAAAGCCCAUUAUUGUCCUCCCUUCCUUCUCCUCUUUACAACAAGAGGCCGAAGUCACUCAUCAUUCGACAAGUACACCUGGAUAUUAUCCAUCUAGUACCCCGUACCCGCCGACGAGCACGCCAUACCCUACCGUUAAUGUGCAGUUUGAGGAAUCAAGCUCUCCACGUCCCCCAUCAAGCAGUACUUUCCCAUCGUCGAGUGUCUCUUAUUCAUCAACGCCAAAUCCUUUUAUUACACCAUCCAGUACCCCUCUUCCAAAUUAUAACGCGAAUUUUCUUCCAUCCAGUUACUCAUCAACAUUAUCUACUUUCGAUCCCAUUGUUCCCUCCAACGCUGUGACCACGCCGUCAAAUGAGUACUUUGAUUUCUCACAGACUCCGAGAACGCCGUCCCAAGCUCCCCAGUUCACAACGCAAACAGAAACAACUCGGUCUGGCAAGAGCACCAUGUCGCAAACGCAAAGUAUAACAUACGAUGGGCCGCAAUCACAGCAACCCCUAUUUCUGCCCCCGACACAGCCCACAGCUCCUCCAAAUUACUUUGUGAUAUAUCAGAACGCGCCGCAGAUGCACCCCGCCCAAUUCCCCCAGCAACAACUAACAUCUGGCGUGACGCAGCCUCCAGUGUUCAUCACUUCUCCAAUAUCCACCACAACUCCGCUGCCUCCAUCAUCAACGUCAUUGGCCACAUUUUCUGAUGGCACCAGUUCCCCCUUCAUUACGAAUGGUCUCACGGACAGUACUGAUCGGCCGACGAUAACGUUCCGGUCAACGCCACCGACCUUAUUCUCUCGUACCACUGCUGGCUCGUUAUGUAAUUCGACCAGGUACCCUCCUCCCCGGAGCUCGCCGAGACCCUCGUUGCAGGUCCAUCCUGGUCCCCCAAGAGUUCCAUUUAUGUCUAAUCUGAAAAUUCGCGUGGUUGCACCCAAAGGCUCAAUAACGAAUGUGAAGAUUAACCCGUCAACGACAACGAAACCGCCUCCCACCAGAAGAACUAAGAAACCCAAGAAGAACUCGUAUGAUGGCUGCAUGGACUCCUGCAAAGGGAGGAAGGACCCACUAUGUGCCGUUCCAUUGGCUACUGUGAUAGUAGACCCGAAGACGUUGAGAGGCUUCAACUCGAUCUGUCACAUGGCUUGCCACAACUCGUACAAACCGGACCCAUAUGAAAAACUCGUGGACGGUCGCUGCGGCAGACUUCGAACCCGCAUCAUUCGAGUUGACGGCAACCAGAAGGUGCAUCGAGAGGAACUUAAGAAGUCCGAAUACAGUGUCAUCAACACCGGCCCCAAGACGAUCGUAGAGUUCGCGCAUGGAAAUCAAUCAAAGUAGCACUAAUUUGUGCGUGCGAUGCAAUGAAAAAAUACAAAAAAAGUGUAAUUUGCUAUACUUAAAUUGCGCUAUACUUAAAUUUCAUGAAUAUUUAAGCCAUUUGCGAGCAAGGCGUAAGCCAUUUAAAGCAAAUGAACACGUUCUCCAUGCAGCCACUACCAGUUACCUUCUCGAGAUUAUUAGUCCUUCGAGCCGGAGAAAAAUCUAUGCAAAAUAUAAAUUCAAAAACAGCUAGUGGCGGUAGUCACGGACUACAAAUUAUUGAGUUACUAAAAUAAAGGACGAAUAGAAUCCGCCUUAAAGCAAUUUUAGACACGUCCAUCGAACAGUUUGCUCUAUGCGAUUUGUGUAACACAUACAUAGUAUUUUCAUUGCUCGCGGAUAAAAUGUUGAGACCAAAAUGUAAAAUAAUAAUAAAAUGUCAGUAGGCAUUACAUAGAAGUAAUACAUUUACUACAGUUAACAUAGUUAUUGUUAUAGAAAAGUAAAAUGUAAAUAGUGACAGAUCUAACCUUUUUACAUUUAUGUACAGUCGACCGCACAUCAGAUUAUACAUUUUUAAUGCAAAAUCACCUCUGUUAUAAUUGCAUAAAGUACCACGUACCACCGUGUUU